CGACACCAGCUCCGCCCGCAUAUCCCCGGCCAUGGCUCUGUAGCCGCGACCCCUCCGUGCCCCCUGCCCGUCUCUGCGCUCACCGCGCCUGCGCUCUCCGCUCCCACCUUCUUCCUUCAGCCGAGGCCGCCGCUGCCUCUUCUUUCCGCAGCCAUGGAGUCCUCCACUCUCACCUUGGUGCUUGUCUUCGCCCAGCUGAGCAACCUCCAGAGCCUCCUCCCAGCUGUUGGCGCAGCCUCCUUCAUUGCCACCCGUGCCCUGCGCCUGUGCUGCAACCAUGUCACUCCUGGCGACCCUGGGGCUGGAGCUGGACAGGGCCGUACUCCCAGCUAGCGGCCUGGGCUGGCUCGUAGACUAUGGGAAACUCCCCCUGGCCCCUGCCCCCCUGGGUCCCUACGAGGUCCUUGGGGGAGCCCUGGAGGGCGGGCUUCCAGGGGGGGGAGAGCCCCUUGCAGGUGAUGGCUUCUCGGACUGGAUGACUGAGCGGGUUGACUUUACAGCGCUCCUGCCUUUGGAGCCCCCCUUACCCUCAGGUGCCCUCCCCGCACCGUCCCCACCCCCACCUGACCUAGAAGCCAUGGCCUCCCUCCUUAAGAAGGAGCUGGAGCAGAUGGAAGACUUCUUCCUUGAUGCCCCACUCCUCCCACCACCCUCCCCAUCACCUCAGCUGCCCCCGCAGCUGCCGCCACCGCCACCCUCCCUUCCUCUCCCCCUCCCUCCCUUUGACCCCCCUCAGCCCCCUGUCCUGGACACCCUCGACUUACUGGUCAUGUACUGCCGCAAUGAGGCUGGGCCGGGGGAUGCGGGGUUGGCUCCCCUUCCCCCAGCCCCGCAACUCCCUCCUCCACCUCCACCGUGUCGCCCCGCGCCCUACCCCAAUCCUGCCACCACCCGAGGGGACCGCAAGCAAAAGAAGAGAGACCAGAACAAGUCAGCCGCUCUGAGGUACCGCCAGAGGAAGCGGGCAGAGGGUGAGGCCCUGGAGGGUGAGUGCCAAGGGCUGGAGGCACGGAAUCGGGAGCUGAGGGAGAGGGCUGAGUCUGUGGAGCGGGAGAUCCAGUAUGUCAAGGAUCUGCUCAUCGAGGUGUACAAGGCUCGGAGCCAGAGGACCCACAACAGCUAGACGGCCCGGGCUUCGGCCUGUAGGGGGCGCUGGUCUUCAGCUCCGGCUUGCCUUUCUCUCUGAGGCGGAGGCGAGAGGGUCCCUCCAUCACCCCUCGUCCUCCAGCCUCUUUCCAACCCCCCCUUCCUUUUAUCCUCUCUUUUGCAUUUCUGCUUUUGCCCUCCAUCCUCCUCCCCAGAACCAGGGCAUGUUUGGCCUUCUGUGGUGACAGCUGAGAGACUGAGGCCCCCGGGGAGUUCAGGGAGCUUGGCAGCCGGGUCUCUGGACGGGG
This is a messenger RNA of Pteronotus mesoamericanus, 1394 nucleotides long. It is a transcript of the gene ATF5, whose product is annotated as activating transcription factor 5. Gene Ontology annotation, molecular function: DNA-binding transcription activator activity, RNA polymerase II-specific; RNA polymerase II transcription regulatory region sequence-specific DNA binding. Gene Ontology annotation, cellular component: nucleus. The transcript is spliced from 3 exons. The record is from RefSeq and is a predicted model, not a curated record. The coding region runs from base 278 to 1123 and encodes 281 amino acids. Gene Ontology annotation, biological process: regulation of transcription by RNA polymerase II. Lineage: Eukaryota; Metazoa; Chordata; Mammalia; Chiroptera; Mormoopidae.